This is a messenger RNA of Balearica regulorum gibbericeps (East African grey crowned-crane), 1086 nucleotides long. The record is from RefSeq and is a predicted model, not a curated record. Lineage: Eukaryota; Metazoa; Chordata; Aves; Gruiformes; Gruidae.
CAAUCAGUAGUGUGAUGCAAAAUGGAGAGAAAAUAGACGUUUUGCUGCUCGUUGAAAAAGGAAGAACACUAUACAUCCAUGGCCAUACGAAGCUGGAUUUCAUGGUCUGGUAUACCGCAAUUGAAAAAGCAGCAGGUACAGAUGGUAAUGCAUUACAAGAUCAGCAGCUCAGCAAAAAUGAUGUUCCUAUUAUAGUGAACAGCUGUAUAGCAUUUGUUACACAGUAUGGUUUAGGUAGCAAGCAGAUCUACCUUAAGAAUGGCGAUUCUUCCAAUGUGGCUGAACUGCUGGAAAGCUUCAAAAAAGAUGCAAGGAGUGUUAAACUAAGAGCAGGAAAACAUCAGCUUGAAGAUGUGACUGAUGUAUUGAAAAGUUUUCUUUCUCAAAUAGAUGAUGCACUUCUCACUAAAGAGCUUUAUCCAUUCUGGAUCUCUGCGUUAGAUACACAGAAUGAAAAGGAACGAGUGAGGAAAUACGGAGCUUUUAUUCGGACGCUUCCACCAGUCAAUAGGGCAACUUUGGCUGCUUUAAUUGAACAUCUUUACAGGGUGCAGAAGUGUUCUGAAAUCAAUCAUAUGAACCCUCACAAUCUAGCCAUGGUGUUUUCCUCAUGCUUAUUUCAAACUAAAGGCCAAACUAGUGAAGAAGUCAAUGUAAUUGAAGAUCUAAUUAAAAAUUAUGUGCAACUUUUUGAUAUAAAUGAAGACCAGGUCAAACAAAUGGAUAUAGAGAACAGCUUUAUUACCAAGUGGAAAGACACUCAGGUUUCCCAGGCUGGAGAUUUGCUUAUUGAAGUUUAUGUGGAAAGAAAGGAGCCAGACUGUAGUAUUAUAAUCAGGGUAUCACCUUUGAUGGAAGCAGAAGAAUUAACUAAUGAUGUUUUAGGAAUCAAAAACAUCAUUCCCAACAAAGAUGAUAUCUGGGCUGCUUUUGAAGUACUUGAAAAUGGAGAACUAGAACGUCCUCUGCAUUAUACAGAGAAUGUACUAGAACAAGUUCUUCACUGGAGUUCACUACCAGAGCCUGGCACUGCAUAUCUGAUAAUAAAGAGAUUUCUAACAGCAGACAUGAUAAAACUCUACAGCG